AUGGAACUUCCCCUGCUGUGCACCCUGCUGGUGUUUGCUGGUGUGAUUCCAUCCCAGGGUGGGAUCAUGAACCUGAACAAGAUGAUCAAACAAGUGACCAGGAAGACACCCAUCUUCUCCUACUGGCUCUACGGCUGCCACUGUGGACCUGGAGGCAGAGGCCAACCCAAAGAUGCCACGGACUGGUGCUGCCAAACCCAUGACUGCUGCUAUGAGCACCUGAGACUGCACCGAUGCCGUAUCCACACAAACCAUUAUGACUACACCUUUUCCUACGGGAACAUCCAGUGCUCUGACAAGGGGACCUGGUGUGAGCAGCAGCUGUGCGCCUGUGACAAGGAGAUGGUCCUCUGCCUGCAGCGGAACCUGGACUCCUACCAGAGGCACCUGCGAUAUUACUGGCGGCCCCACUGCCGCGGCCAGACCCCAAUGUGCUAG
This is a messenger RNA of Nyctereutes procyonoides (raccoon dog), 438 nucleotides long. RefSeq names its product phospholipase A2 group IID (gene PLA2G2D). Gene Ontology annotation, biological process: arachidonate secretion; negative regulation of T cell proliferation; phospholipid metabolic process. Gene Ontology annotation, molecular function: calcium ion binding; phospholipid binding. The transcript has 4 exons. NCBI's taxonomy places the organism in Eukaryota, Metazoa, Chordata, Mammalia, Carnivora, Canidae. The coding region runs from base 1 to 438 and encodes 145 amino acids. The record is from RefSeq and is a predicted model, not a curated record.